This is a messenger RNA of Amoebophrya sp. A120, 1134 nucleotides long. The record is from the annotation of a GenBank genome assembly. Lineage: Eukaryota; Dinophyceae; Syndiniales; Amoebophryaceae.
AGCAAGAGAACCCGAUUCCGGACGAGAGCAAGGAAAAGAAAGACAAUGCCGGCAAUGCGUGGUUCCCCGCCUCCCAAUUCAUGAUCGACUACAACGAGCAAAAACACACUGACAUUCUCGGAGCUCUGCGAAACGCCUACUUCGAGCCUGAUAAGGGAGAUAGCAGCAUAUAUUCUUACGACUAUCAAAGGAAAGAAAAUAUUGGAAUCAAGCAGGCGACAAAGCUUGCCUACAGAGCUCCGGCAUACGUCGUAAAUGUUCUCUCAAUUUGCUCCUGUGCCGGAGCAGAAUCCUGCGCCGCACUGCAUGACCAUUGACUGCGCAAUAAGUGUAGUUGACCGAACCAAUUAUAGUUGCUAAUUGAUAUUGAUUCUCAAAAAUUUUGCCCCAAUACUGCAUUGGAACCCCACGACCCUCGGCCGGCCUGGUUGGAGGGUAUGGAAAUGCGGACGAAGCAGGUACCGGCGGAAGUUCAGAUAAUCACAGAUAGCCAAGGACGAACACGAACGAUUCAAGGCACCAGAUAUGGACUCCAUCGGAAGGCCCACCUCCGGAAACUGCCGGAAAUUUUGCGGCUCGAGGUGAAUCGUUUCACAUACGAGAAUAACGGAAGCACCCGCAAAAAGAUGCAUUAUCUAGAGGCCCCCAGGCUUUUCUACAUCGACGGGGAGGCGAGCCGGAAUGGUCCAAGUGGCAUCCACACGGAGUUUCAGCGUGCGCGCUUGCGCAAUCCGCACUGCCCCGGGGAGACAACAGCUUAUACAGAGUGGGCAAGGCAAACUCGGAGACGGGGUAUGGACCCCGUGUCCCAGUUGUACGAGCUACAUGCGGUGAUUUUGCACCACGGCCCCACCCCGAAUUGCGGCCACUACACGGCUGUUGUGAACAUCGGCACAGCCCAGCAAUCUCCGCGGUGGCGACAUUUCGACGACCAGCUGGUGACAGAAGUCCUGACGACCUCCGUGGUAGGUCCUUCCGGUAUUCUAGACAAAUAUCUGAGAGAACGAGCUGGGGAGGGCAAAACCAUAAACAUGCUGCUCUACAAGAAGAAGAAGCCCGACGCCGCAUCGCCACCAUAUCAGGGCGCCGCACUGAUCGGGCCUUCAGGGUCUGAAAAUGGUGACCCGUUUGUCC